Molecule: messenger RNA, 1948 nt
Organism: Hibiscus syriacus
Lineage: Eukaryota; Viridiplantae; Streptophyta; Magnoliopsida; Malvales; Malvaceae
Product: protein DYAD-like
Exons: 6
Coding region: 240-1046 (268 amino acids)
Biological process (GO): meiotic cell cycle; meiotic sister chromatid cohesion; reciprocal meiotic recombination
Source: RefSeq, a predicted model, not a curated record
AAAGUACGAUGGCUAAAGUGAUCUAAAAGACAGUUUGUACUACGUUACAGGAAUUUUAAUCCCUGCUCUUAUUCUCUGAGGAUGUUCAUGUUUAGGAGAAUUGUUGCUUGCAUUAGUCAAAUUUCUCAGUGUUAUUUGUAACUGUAAAUAUGGGUGUGUCAGAACUGUGCUGAAGUUGUGAAGGAAUAGCUGAAAGAUCUGAGAAAGGGUUUUGUUGGUUUGAACUGAAGUAGUACAGGAUGGCAGAGCGGGGUGUCUGCCGGCAAGUUAAAUUAUUCAGCUCUCUAGGAGAUAGCCCUGUUAAACAGUUACCUGGCAAAAUCGAGGAAGAAUAUGAUGAAGAUGAUAAAAAACAUGUGAAAACAAUGUUGAUUUCAUGCCCAGAAGUACGGAAGAGAAGGUGCCUUUCUUCCAGCCAUCUGAGAAAAGAAAAGACUGCCAGAUGUGCGAAACAAAGCCCAAGUAAUGGUUCUAACAAGGGAAAGAAAAACAAACAUAAAAAUUCUAUAGAGAGAUGGUCUGCUGAAAGGUAUAAUCUGGCUGAAGAAAGCAUGUUAGAGAUCAUGAAGGCUGAAGGGGCUGUGUAUGAGAAUCCAAUAUCUCGGCCUGCUUUGAGAAUGGCAGCCCGUAAACUUAUUGGUGAUACUGGGCUCUUGGACCAUCUGCUGAAGCACAUUGAUGGUAAGGUAGCUCCUGGUGGUACUGAUAGGUUUCGGCGUUGUUACAAUACUAGUGGAGUGAUGGAGUAUUGGCUAGAGAGUGCUGACCUGGCCAACAAGCGAAAGGAGGAUGGGGUUUCUCCAUUUUGGCAGAAACCUGACGGGGCUCCCUUUCAGGCUUCUUCUUGUGCUAUGGAACUCAAACUACUUAAGGAAGAAAUGGCAAAAAUGAAGAGGGAUAUGCAGGAGCUGGUUUUCAAGCAUCAAGAUCAAGAUCAAGCUAAUUCAGUUGAGGAGAUGCAGAAAGAAAUGGUGAAAUGGAAAGCAAACACAGAUAAACGCCUGAUGGAGUUUACAAGCUCAUUGAAUGGUAUGCAGGUAAGGUAACAAUACCCUGUUUUCAAUCAGUAAAUUUGUGCUAAGAACUAAUGACAUGGAAAGCUAGAGUUGAGCAGCAGAUGCUGGAAAUUUCAGAUUCAUUGAGCAGUCUGCAGGCAUCAAAGCAAUGCACUAUAUUUAGUCCUUCAACUUCUGAAAGAUGGGAAGAUUGGCUGGAGAGCACCAACCUGGACAAUUUUCAAGGGGGUAACUUGGGACCCUGGUUAGACAAUCCAGAGCUAAUUAAUUUCGGGCAGGAUGUAGUUCAAGAUUCAGAUCUGGCUCCACUAGCAUGGCAACGAACUGGUCCUAGCCCCUUUGAAAACCCCGUUUGUGCUCAAGAUUUGGAUAUGAUUAAUGAAGAGAUGGAUAAAAUAAUGAGCACUGUGCAGGAGCUAGGAGUACCUAGGAGGCAAGGGGAAGACCAAGUUAAUGUGACACCUGAUUCAUCUGUAACUGCCAAUUCUAAGAUGGAUCUCAAUAAUUCGUUGUUUCUGGUUGAGGUGAUGUCAAACAAAGGUUUUUUCAGACAUACAUAAAAUGGAAAUGUUGAAGGACUUGGUGAAGUGGAAAGCUAAAACUAAGCAACAGCUGACAGAUAUUUUGAGUGCAGUGAGUGUUCUGCAGAAAUCGAGGCAGUAAAUUCUCUUCUUUGUCUCUUCCAACUUCCCGUGAGAGGAGAAAAUAUGUUUCAAUCCCCUGAUAUGCCCCCUCCCAUCUUUUUCUUCUCUGUUUCGGGAUAAUGCUUAAGUUAAAAUUUACAUUAGUCGGAUAUAGAUUUCGUAUAGGACUCAGAUACUUGAGCCGAGGCCCUGCUGCACUUUCGAUACAUCGAACCUUUAACCUACAAAGCGAUAACUUAUAUUUGUGAGCUGCAAGUUGUCAAUAUCAUGUUCUCAGAGUAGAAUCCU